This is a messenger RNA of Symbiodinium necroappetens, 1527 nucleotides long. The record is from the annotation of a GenBank genome assembly. Lineage: Eukaryota; Dinophyceae; Suessiales; Symbiodiniaceae.
AUGCGUUCAAGUUACUGGACACGUAGACACGUCUCCAAGAGUGAGUUCCAUCGGGCUCCUACGAUGAAGAAGAAUGCUGCCGCAGCGUCCGGGAGACGGAAGGUGCCGAGGAGAACUCGAACGAUGACGAGGUUGCUUUGUGCGUCCGCGGUCGUGGCCACAGCAAACGGCAGCAGCAUAAGCAUGGCAGAGACACGCUGUACAGAAGUGCCCACAUUUCCAGGCGGCUGCGAUAGUGAAGCCGUGACUGGCGCAUGCUACUCAACCCGAACGGGCGUGAGUUGGGCGUGUGGAGCGCCGAGCGGUAGUUGUGAUACUGUUCCUCUCCCGCCGCCAAAUGGUGGCGCAUACGAGGGCUAUUGCAGUUUCGCCGGUGAAACGGCUACAUUCACUAGCACAUCACGGUCAACCAGUGUUUCCGAAACCAGCACCACUCUCACUAGCACCAGCUCUGCGAGCUCGAGCUCGCUGAGCACCAGCUUUUCGAGCACCAGCAGUGUGACUGGAACGUCGACACUGCCUUUUCCACCAGAAGGAAGUCCUGUUGCCGAGUACGGACAUCUGAGGGUCGUUGGGACUCAAAUAGUGAGUCAGAAGACCGGCGAACCUGUCCGGCUCCGCGGCAUGUCGCUUUUCUGGUCACAACCGGGACCAGGGUCGGCAGUCGGGGGCAGCCCAGCUGCUGUGGAGACAGCCCCAAAGGUGAAUGCAUUUCGCGGCUUCUGCCAACAACUGACGGAGCAACUCUGCCUGGAGUUCGAGCGUGAGGUUCAGCAGCUGACUGAGGAUGUCGUGCGCUAUCGAGCAGAACUGGCCAGAUGCGCGGAUCUCUUGGCAUAUCAGCUGGGCAAAGAGAAGCAGUACCACUCGAUGCUGGAAAGCAUUGCGGGCAACACCUCUAUGCUCAUGGGGAAAGCGAGUGAGGUAGGAAACAAGGCCAACAUGAGCGAUCCUUUGAUCAAGCAGCAGAUGCAUCAGAUGCUGGACCAAGUUCUGCAAGGCCAAACGGGUGCACUGGCGGAAAACCUGGGAGGCAUCGACGAACACCGUCGGCUUGCGGAGUCCCACCUGAUGAAAUCCUCAGAGCUGCAGAACCAAUCUGAGGCUGUUCAAAAGGAGCUUGAGAACAUCCUCCAAGCAUUGAACAUGCCUCCAGUGGCCUACACCCAGGCCCCAAUGAUCAGGCCUCCAGCUCCGGCUCCAGGUGCACCCGUCCUUCGUCCCAUGGCAGGCUGCCAGAUGACACCGCCCAUGCCACCUUUCCCGCAAUAUUGCCAAGUCCAUCCGUUGGGGGCUCCUGGUAUGCCUGUGAUGCAGCCGGCCCCGGGCGUGCGCCCAAUCGGGAUGGUGCCGCAGCCCGCGAGCCUUUUCGACGGAAAUACGGGUGCGCCAGGCAUGCCUCCAGUGUCCCCCGGUGGAGCAAGCGCGAGCGCAGUGCUUGCUAGAAAUGCUGUGGCGGUUGAGUCCGCCAAAGCCGCAGAUGCUGGAACAAUCGGGUUAAGCAACCCAAACCAACGGUUUGCCUGA